This is a messenger RNA of Polyodon spathula (Mississippi paddlefish), 2525 nucleotides long. RefSeq names its product inhibitor of nuclear factor kappa-B kinase subunit beta-like. The record is from RefSeq and is a predicted model, not a curated record. Gene Ontology annotation, biological process: positive regulation of transcription by RNA polymerase II; tumor necrosis factor-mediated signaling pathway; peptidyl-serine phosphorylation. The transcript is spliced from 19 exons. Bases 438 to 2279 code for a protein of 613 amino acids. Gene Ontology annotation, cellular component: IkappaB kinase complex; cytoplasm. NCBI's taxonomy places the organism in Eukaryota, Metazoa, Chordata, Actinopteri, Acipenseriformes, Polyodontidae. Gene Ontology annotation, molecular function: ATP binding; IkappaB kinase activity.
GAAACCAGAAAAAAAAGUUUCAGGAAGUUACCUUAGAGCAGUGAAACUGGCGAAUAUAGAGCUUUACAAUCAGACAAGAGUACAUAAUAAUUAUAGAAGCGUUGCAUUUAUAUAGCCCUCUCACACACGGGAAAUAAUUUGGCAUGUUACAUCUUUGCUAAACAAAACAACAUGAGCAGCUUUUAAGCCUCUAAUAGGCACGGGUCUGUAAAUUAGCUGCGCUUAGCAGCCAGGAAGUACAACGCUCCAGUUACAUCAUGCAAAGAAUGCAGGCUGGAGACAGACUUAAGAGACCAGAUCCGCUGUGCGAAUCACCUUGCAGCGAUGGAAAUAAGACUCAUAUUGCAUAGCAGUUUCACCCAAUUCCAGGUUUUAAAACUGCGCGCACUGUUUCUGUGUCCUCCCGGACUCCUCUCCGUGACCCCAGCUCUGCCAGGAUGAGUCGCGCCCCCCCCCAGCAGAUUCAGACCAGUGGCCCCUGGGAGAUGAAGGAGCGUCUGGGGACGGGGGGCUUUGGAAACGUCAUGCGAUGGCAGAACAAGGACACACAGGAGCAGAUCGCCAUCAAGCAGUGUCGUCAGGAGCUGAGCCUUCGUAACCGCGAGAGGUGGUGCCUGGAGAUUCAGAUCAUGAAGAAGUUGAAUCACGUCAACGUGGUGGCAGCGCGGGAGGUUCCGGAGGGGCUGCAGAAACUCAACACCAACGACCUGCCGCUUCUCGCCAUGGAGUACUGCCAGGGAGGGGACCUGCGCAAGUACGUGAACACUCUAGAUAAUUGCUGCGGGAUGCGGGAGGGCUCGAUUCUGAUCCUGCUGUCAGAUAUCGCCUCAGCGCUGCGCUAUCUCCACGAGAACAGGAUCAUCCACCGUGACCUGAAGCCGGAGAACAUCGUGCUCCAGCAGGGGGAGCAGCGGCUGAUCCACAAGAUCAUUGAUCUGGGCUACGCCAAGGAGCUGGACCAGAGCAGCCUGUGCACCUCCUUCGUGGGAACCCUGCAGUACCUGGCUCCGGAGCUGCUGGAGCAGCGCAAGUACACAGUGACGGUGGAUUACUGGAGCUUCGGCACCCUGGUGUUCGAGUGCAUCACAGGCUUCAGACCUUUCCUACCCACCUGGCAGCCUGUGCCCUGGCACACCAAGCUGAAGCAGAAACAGGAAGAUGACAUCGUGGUUUAUGAAGACCUGAGUGGAGAGGUGAAGUUCUCCAAACACCUUCCCUACCCCAACAACCUCAACAGGUUCCUCUUGGUGAAGAUGGAGUGCUGGCUGCAGACCAUGCUGAAGUGGAACCCCCAGAAGAGGGGCACAGACCCCAUGUACGGACCCAACGGCUGCUUCAAAGCGCUGGAUGACAUCCUGGGACUGAAGCUGGUUCAUGUGCUCAACAUGGUGAGCGCUGAGAUCCACACCUUCCCCGUCACGGACCGGACCAGUGUGCUGGAGCUGCAGGAGCGAAUCGCCAUGGAGACGCACAUCGAACCAGCCAAUCAGGAGCUGCUGCUGGAGGCAGGGCUACCCCUCGACCCCCAGAAAGAGGCUGCAGAGUGCGCCGUCGACUACAAGUUGAUUGAUGGCCGCCGGACGGACAUGCCGCUGGUCUUCCUGUUCGACAGGAGCAAGAGCAGCUACGAGCCCCAGUUCAGCCAGCUGCCCGUGCCAGACAACAUCAAGUUCGUGCAGACAGACCCGGAGAAGGUGCUGCCGUACAGCCCGCUGAGACGCAUGUGGAGCCAGGCAUGGCACACCACCCACACCCUGAAGGAGAACUGGCAGCGCGUCCAGCAGGGGCAGAAAGCAGCGCUUAUGAGCCUCUUGCGGCACAAUGGCACUCUGUCCAAGCAGAAGAAUGAGAUGAUCUCCAUGCAGCAGCGGCUCAAGGCCAAGCUGGACUUCUUCAAGAGCAGCAUCCAGCUGGACAUGGAGAAGUACCUGGAGCAGAAGGGCAGCGGCAUCGCCUCAGAGAAGAUGAUUUCAGCUUGGAGGGAGAUGCAGCAGGCAGCGCUGAGCUGUGGGCAGAUGGAGGAGGUGACUCACCUGGAUGUCCAGAUGAUGGCGCUGCAGACCGACAUUGUGGAUCUGCAGAGGACUCCGUCAGGGUGGAAAUACGGAGACACACUCGAUGGGCUAGAGGCGAAAUCCAUGGAGCUGUAUCGCAGACUGAGGGAGAAGCCUCGAGACCAGCGCAGCUCCGGUGACUGCCAGGACAUUGUGCGUCUCGUGGUUCAGGCUGUGCAGAUCUACGAGAAGAAGCUGAAGGAUUUCUACACACACCUCAGGUAAUGUGCGCUGUGCCGGGCUGGGGUGGGACCAGCAUGCACUGCAGGGGAGCUCCGUUCUGCUUUCAGUUACCGCUUUGUAGUUCUCCAGAUACUUCACAGGGAAAAAAUGACAACAGUGGAAAAAUGUGGCAUUUCGAAACCUAACAUGAAAUACUACUCUACUGCUAUUGUGACUUCUUUCAGGUAGACUUUUGCGAUUUUGUAGUUAAUUUAUUACACAGUGUUACGUGAAAGAUCUAAAUUAUGU